GAUCGACCUUUGUAUCGCAGAGUCACGAGUAGGGCAACAAGGAGCCUACGGAUUUUCCCACGACAGUGUUGCAUGGUGGUGUCCUAUUCCUCCAUUGCUAUAAAAUGCGGCUUCUCCCUGACAGACGCCAAAGCUGGGAUAAGCGCUCAACUUGGUAUCAACGAUAAGCUACGGCACACAUUGGUAAUGUUCGCCCGAGUUCUACUCAUAGCUGCUGCGGCUUCUGUCGCUUGCGGAGACCCUGCCGCCAACUCUCUAAUGGAUAGAGUUCUCGCGGAUUUGAGGAAUCAGCUCAAUACCCUAGGCCUCGAUCCUGCUCGGGCGAGCCCGUUCGAAGUUUUCGUUCCCUCGAAUGGACCUUUCAACCGCGACUUGAGAGCCAACUUCACUCAAGGAUCAAUCGUCGGCCUCGGCGGACUCGUGCGUACCGGCGAUUGCAUUUAUCAUCAAGCCGGUUCCAAUAGAUUGUUCAUCUGCAAUGUGCUCUUGGGCUCAACUCAAAUCAUGAUGAAUGUUGAUGUCCAGGGAGACAGCGCGAUCACAGUUCAUCCUAUCUCGACCGGCACUCGGAUCGACAACGGAACUCAAGCUGUGAUCCAAGUUCACGGCAUGCGAGGAUAUCAGCCUAAGUCCGUUCGCAUUGAAGUUGACUCAAUUACGGCUACCACCAGAGUUCUCCGGGGAAAGCUCGAGUUGAACGCGCCACGCUUCGCCGAAUUCUCUCGCCAAGUGAACCGAAACAUCUCCGCCCAAUUGGUGAACACCCUGACCGGUCCCUACGCUCAGGCUCUCUCCAGUGCUUUCGCCAGAUAUACGAUGCCUUGAAUUUCGGGACAAUCAUGAAAUACCAAUUGAAUAAAGAUAUGGCGUUUUAUCCAUUCA
Molecule: messenger RNA, 882 nt
Organism: Galendromus occidentalis (western predatory mite)
Lineage: Eukaryota; Metazoa; Arthropoda; Arachnida; Mesostigmata; Phytoseiidae
Exons: 7
Coding region: 73-825 (250 amino acids)
Source: RefSeq, a predicted model, not a curated record